Molecule: messenger RNA, 335 nt
Organism: Racocetra fulgida
Lineage: Eukaryota; Fungi; Glomeromycota; Glomeromycetes; Diversisporales; Gigasporaceae
Source: the annotation of a GenBank genome assembly
AUGAAUAAAGAACCAAAUUACUCACAGCAAACUUCAAGUGGAAAUAUGAAUAAAGAACCAAAGUACUCACAGCAAUACAUAACUUCAAGUGGAAAUAUGAAUAAAGAACCAAAUUACUCACAGCAAAACAUUUCAGCUACAAUUUCAAGUGGAAAUAUGAAUAAAGAACCAAAUUACUCACAGCAAAACAUUUCAGCUACAAUUUCAAGUGGAAAUAUGAAUAAAGAACCAAAUUACUCACAGCAAAAUACUUCUUCAAGAAAUACCCUUAUUACAACUUCAAAAAGAAACAAUCGUACCAGGUCCUCGGAAACCUUGGAAGCCUUGGAAGCCUU